Salvelinus sp. IW2-2015 is the source of this 3100-nucleotide messenger RNA. Its product is annotated as chromodomain Y-like protein 2. NCBI's taxonomy places the organism in Eukaryota, Metazoa, Chordata, Actinopteri, Salmoniformes, Salmonidae. Gene Ontology annotation, molecular function: transcription corepressor activity. The record is from RefSeq and is a predicted model, not a curated record. Gene Ontology annotation, cellular component: nucleus.
ACGCACUAACACCAGAGAUAAUGAAGGAGGUGUGUCGGGCUCUGGGGAACGCAGCAGCUGAUGACAGUAAGCUGUUGCUGCUCAGUGCUGUGGGGAGUGUCUUCUGCAGUGGCCUGGACCCGUCCUACCUGAUAGGACGCCUCUCCACAGACCGAAGGAAAGAGAGCAGCCGCAUUGCUGACGCUGUACGGGACUUUGUGCUGGCGUUUAUCCACUUUAAGAAGCCCAUCGUGGUGGCCAUCAACGGGCCUGCCCUGGGCCUGGGGGCCGCUAUCCUGCCCCUAUGUGACGUGGUGUGGGCCAGCGAGCGGGCCUGGUUCCAAACGCCCUGUGCCGCCCUCCGCCUCACCCCCUCUGGCUGCUCCUCCUACACMUUCCCCCAGAUCCUGGGAGUGGCUCUGACCAAUGAGAUGCUGUUCUGCGGGAGGAAGCUCACAGCACAGGAAGCCUGCAGCCGGGGCCUGGUGUCCCAGGUCUUCUGGCCAACCACGUUCAACCAGGAAGUGAUGCUGCGUGUGAAAGAGAUGUCCACCUGCAGUGCUAUGGUUCUGGAAGAGUCUAAAUGCCUGAUGCGGAGCAUCCUGAAGUCGGUCCUGGAGGAGGUAAAUGAGAAAGAGUGUCAGAUGCUCAAACAGCUGUGGUGCUCCACCAAGGGACUGGAGGCGCUCUUCAGCUACCUGCAGAGCAAGGUGUAUGAUAACUGACCUCUCACCUCCACACACCUGCAGAACUAUCUAUGGGCCACGAGAUCUGGUCUUCAGUUACCUACUGAGCAACAUCCCUGAAGAUAUAGGGCUUUGAUCUUCAAUUACCAACAGUCUUCUUUAACAACCAGCAGAGCGCAGUUUGCCAGUCUCCGAGGCCUUAUCUCCGCUCGUCAACAUCUGGGCAUGCAGAGCACCACCAUCAAUGRCUUUUUACCUUGGUCAUCCCUCAACGUCCCUGCCUGUAAGAUGAGCAAAGCAUCAACUUCUGGAGAGGAUUAAUCUGUAGGAUCAAUUCUGCAUUCAUACUGGCCUGCUUGGAGUUCAGUUAACCCCUUCCAGAGGAAGCAUUGACCUGGAACAGGAAGUCAUGACAGUGAACAAGGCUCUUCAGGAAAAUGGAGGCACAGCGGCAGAAUGUGGUGUGAGUGCAUGGAGGAAAAAGAGCUCAUCUGAUGGCUAAUGUCAUUGUUCAAUUAUUUAUUUGAAAAUGUAUUUAGAUUUGAUCCUAAAUAGUAAAAAAGCAUACCAUGUGUAUAUAUUUUCUAUUAGUCUGCUGUUUGUUGUGUCUUUCUGUUUUGAGGUGAAGUGUCCUCCUGGGCUCUGAGGUGUAGUGAAAAUCAAAGCUAUGCUUGAGGUCAGAGUGGAACAUAGAUUUUCUCACCUUACAUUGCAGUAACCCUGGCCAAAGAAGUAAAUAAUAAUUUAAGUGAAACCUGUCCAUUGAAUUAGGUGUGGUGUAAUAGGAGGGCCACUGGGGAAGAGUUAGAGSUAGGUCAUGCCCAAUGAUACACACCCAUAAKUGGGAAGUCAMUGUGAMUGGGCAGUGUUGACAGUGAACUCUUUYUKGAUUUAUAUAGGCCGUUUUGYGAUGCUCUUUUGGAAGUGUUUAUUCAAUUGCUUGUAUUUGGUUUGUCAGUAAGGGUGUGUUUGACCUCUGAUUGAAUGUGAAUAUAUAGAAGGGCCCUCUUUGACCACGACCAGCACUCCCAUAGAGAACCAGAGCUGUCUGAUGGCAUCUUUUCAUUAGAAUGUGGAGACUGUCGAUAGAUCAAAAGGAGACCUCUCCCUGGGAAAGGGAGGAAAGAGAGAGAGGGUGAGACAUAUGUGUCAUCAUUAUUAUAUCAGCAGCAAUAUGUGCAGCGUCAUCAUUAUCAUCAAGGUACAUAUAUGACAUGUAUUACAGUGCAAAGGUGUAGCGGGGGUGGUUUGCUUAACUACUCUUCUGUGUUGACUAACCUUGCCUGAGACCUGAAGACUUCUUUUGGCUCCCAGAGCUAAUGCCCGGCCUUUAGCUCAGUGGGCUACUGCAGUCUUAAAUCGCGAAGACGACCAGGGUUUGAUACCCCGUUGAUUAUAAAGGCAUGUAUAUUACAUUGUGAAGAGUGUAGCUAUGAUAUUUGGACAGAUAAUUAUUUUGAUAUUACCUUGCAGUCGGUUAUUAGUGAGACAUUGUGUAUUUUUGUAAAGCACAGAAAGAUUAUGUUUUGUCCCAAAGUAAUCACUGCACUUUUCGUCUGUUGGCUGUCUGUGUUGUGAAGAUGCAGUAGUAGUGCAGCUGAAGCAGAUAAUACCUGCAUGUGAUGAUGGCUUUAGGAAAUGGGAAAUAUAUAUCUACAUAUAUUGUAUGUAUGGAUAUCUAUUUUUGGUUUACCCAAUAAUGAAAUGUGGUUUUGUGGAAAUUGUUUUGUAUCAUUCAGGAAGUGGUGGGUUUUGCAGUUGUACACAUAUAUAUGAACCAUGUAGGUGUUAUAUGGUGUAACUAUAUGCAUGUACAAUAUUGCAGAUAUGUGUGUUGCCUGUCAAAAUACUUUACAUUUCAGGGUAUGUUUUGUAUUGCCAUAGUAAGCAAUGUUAGAAAUCUUGCACAAUUAUUAUUUGUAUUUAUUUAAAGUUAGUGCUCAAGUUCCCCUUGGGGCUGCAGUGCCAUAAUGUUUCCCUUUCCCCUGAGGCAUCUCUUUCUCUCUUAUCUUCUGUUCCAGAUAUUCUCAGUAAAUUGCUUUUUUCCCUAGAUCUGCCCUGUGUGUUAGUAGUGACACAACAAACACACACAAAAAAUGGUUAAAUGUAGCAGAAUUAUUUUUAAAGGCUGUUGAUAACCACUUUAUGCAAAACUUUUAAACAUUUAAAGUAAUAUUGCUAUUAACAGCUCUGACAAAUCAAAGCUCUAUCAAUUUCUAAUCAACCAUUCCCAAUUAUAUUUGAAUAACAAUUUCCCUAAUUCAUUUAUUAUUUGCGUGUUGAUCAGUGUAUUGCUAAAGUAUAGUGUAAGAUUAAAUGUAUAUUAAUAUAUUCAAGAUUUGAGUUUUGCCUGUACCUCUCCCCAACCUGGUCUCAGAGCAUUUUGUAUUAUUCUGUAUGUAAAUUCAUACACUCCAUUUAGUAUGAUAUGUUAA